Molecule: messenger RNA, 867 nt
Organism: Drosophila miranda
Lineage: Eukaryota; Metazoa; Arthropoda; Insecta; Diptera; Drosophilidae
Gene: Npc2b
Product: ecdysteroid-regulated 16 kDa protein
Exons: 3
Coding region: 146-625 (159 amino acids)
Biological process (GO): intracellular cholesterol transport
Molecular function (GO): sterol binding
Source: RefSeq, a predicted model, not a curated record
CAGUUGCAUUUCAAGCCUCGAUCGCUGCAGUCACCGGAUCGCUUGACCCGAAAUCAGACCGUUAACAAGCCGAAACCGUAACAAACGCCUGCCAUUCCCUUCACACCUCCACAGGUAAUAGUACUCGUACAAUAACAGCAGCAAAAUGAAGCUCAACUCUGGUCUGUUUUUGAUCUGUGCCGCCCUGCUCGGAUGCUCGACAGCCACUGAGGUCAGGCCCUGCCCGAAAUCCAAGUCGAAGGCCCUGAGCUCCAGUGAUGUGUCCAUCUCCAAUUGUCCCAAGAACAGGUGCAUACUGAAGCGCAACACGGAGGCCAGCAUCAUGAUGAAGAUCCGGCCGGAGCGCGACUUCCAAGAGCUCAACUCGGACAUUCAGGGCAUCAUUUUGGACGUGCCACUGCCCUUCCCCGGCUACUACGGCACCAGUGCCUGUCCGCACAUCUACGAUGAGGCUGGCGAGAAGCAGGUGGGCUGCCCGCUGAAGGCCGGCCAGACGUACACCUACAAGAACAGCUUCAAGAUCCUGCCCCUUUACCCCACCGUCAGCCUGGAGAUCCACUGGGGAUUGGGCGACAAGGAGGGCGAUGCGGCCUGCUUCCAGAUACCCGCCAAGAUCAAAGCCUAGGCCAAAGAGAUUGCGAUGUUAGCUUUUAUUAAGGUUGAAUCUCUUAAAAUCGUAUCUGCAUAUCAUAGUUAGGGAUUAAGUACGGUUAAGUGAAUGUGAAUGAAAGCAAAGUUCUUGAUAUCGUUUCCAAUAUUGCGGCAUCCAGCCAGUGACGCAAUACUGAGCCUGCAGAAGACCCCUGAUCCGUUCGAUCAGUUGUGAGCUGUGUCUGAUAAUUCUACACAUACAUAUACAUAUGUACU